AUGGAUGAUACAAAGUCAUUGAUAUGGCGUAGUAAUGCUUGGAUAAACUCAACAACACUAUAUAAUGACUUGGUUAAACUAUGUGUUAAUGAUAAAGAAUUCACAAGUGGAUUAGCAGGCUUGUUGGAUAUGUCAGAGGUGGAUGCAUUUGCAAAGAACAUUGUAAACUUGUAUACACCAGCGUCACAGACAUUGUCAUUAAUCAAACAUCUGAUAUAUGAUGAGUUCAACUCAAAGAUGUGUUCAGAGGGAGAGGGCUGCAUACUACGUGGCAACAAUGUGGUCAACAAGAUUGAGGGAGCAUACGUUAGACUGGUAGGCGCGAACUACCUGCGCUUCGUACUCUCAGAUCUUGUUACAAGCAUCGUACAGGACAAAGACUUGCGGAUGGAGAUUGACCCGCGCAAGAUAACGGGCGAUGGCGAUGAUGAGGAGGAUCAGGACGACAAGGGCAAUGAGGUCAACUUGAUCAAUCCAGAGUUGGCCAUCAUUCAGAAUCAAAAGACAUUGAUCGACAUGGCUCAGGCAUUCAUCGAUCGCAUCACAGACCCGAUGGUCGUCGAGGAGAUGCCGCGUGAGAUUCGUGCCAUUGCUGACUACACGGCCGAGUCGGCACUCAAGUAUGCACCAGAGUCUCUAGCGCCGCUUGUUGGUGGCUUCCUCAUGCUGCGGUUCUUCUGUCCGGCGAUCGUCACGCCCGAGUACUCAAAGUUGAUCGCGCCCGAGAUAGUGCCUUCGCGGAGGGCAAAGCGCAACCUGGUGCUCCUGGCCAAGGUACUACAGAACACAUCGAAUGGCAUAGAGUUUGGAGUCAAGGAGGACUUUAUGACUUGUAUGAAUGGCUUCAUCGUGGAGAACAGGACAAAGCUGACUCAAUACUUCAACCUCAUCUGUACUGACCCACUCAAUCGCGUUCAAAAGUGGAGGGAUCUGGAAGGCAACUCUCGUGGCGGACCCAAGUCUCCUGCAACGUCCUCCACCACACCACCAGUCUCCAAAUGGACAGUAACAAUACCAUCAUCAUUCCCAAACAGUCAACAACUUCAACUUCAACAACAACAACUACUACAGCAGCAACAACAACAACAGCAAGCAGCAGCAGCAGCGGCGGCAGCGGCAGCAGCAUCCAAACAGGUGACACAACCACCUCCCUGGGAGACAUAUAUGCGCAACAUUGAGAUUCAAGACCUGUUUGAACUACAUCGUAUACUGGACAUGAACAAGGAGAAGCUGGCAACACAGUUGGCGACCAACCCCACCGUGUCUAGUGUGUUGGAUAUACUCAAGCAGCUUGGUCCAUCACCAAAGACAAAGGUGGAGAGAAAGAGGAAACAUGACACGACGGACGAGGUGUUUGAUAAGCAGCAAGCAGGCCUGAUCAAUGGUGGCUCAGGAUCAUUUGACGACCUGACCUUUAUGCUGGAGCGCGCACGUUUCCUCUUCCAAGGACCAAAUGACAAGCAUGACAAGCCAGUGUUCUACCUCAUAGUCAAUCGAAUCAAGCCCGAGGUAUUCGACAAUGUCAAUCCACUGAUCGCUCACAUCUUCAAGGUCAUGGAUGUCUGUGUCAACACAUCAUCAUACACACUAAUCGUCGAUAUGUCCUGGGCCAGCAUCUCACCAGACAUGAAGCGUGGCAUAUUCACUCAUCUUCCCAAGUUGGCAGAGGUGUUCUCGAGGAAAUAUAAGAAGAACAUUGAUAAGAUGUUCAUUGUACAUCCAUCAGCAUAUACAAGAGCAGUGGUCUACUUUAUGAGGGCGUUCACAAGUAGGAAGCUGAAGCGUAAGAUACACGAGGUAUACAAUUGGAAACAGUUGGCAACAUAUAUAGAUACAGAGAAUAUAGCACUACCAGAGACGAGCAAGGACUACAUCACCAAGAGUUAUCGAGUAGUCAAGGUCAACUCCAAGGGAAAGAGGCAAGAGAGAUUGAUUAAGUUCACAAGCAACUCAUUAUUGAAUAUCGACCCAGGUACAAAGAGAAUACAGAAUGAGAAGAGGAUAUAUGACAUUGAGGAGAUAACGUCUGCACGAGGCUCAAUCGAGAUGACAAUGAAGUUCAAAGACUCGUCAAACUCAAGUACAUCAUUGUCAGACAAUCAAAGUAAUAGCGGAAACACCAAUGGCAACAACACCAGCACGAGUAAAUCAAGGAUUGGAUUCUUGAACAUUGGAGCAAAGGUGGCAGCAGUGGCGGCGGCACAGACAGAUGGAAACAGACGAUACGUGUGCAAUGAUGAGCUGGAACGAGACCACAUCGUUCAGGACAUAUUUGAGGCAGGCUUCAAGGUUGGCCUGGCAAAGUACCCUCCGCCAAACUCAUCAUUCGGCCACCUCGGAUAUCCCCUGCCCACAGAGUAUAGAGUGAUCAAGGUGAACAACGCUGGCAAACACCAGGAGCGCACAUUCAAGUUGACCAUCGACUCGUUGCUCAACCUCGAUCAGCAGCGAAUCAAGAGCGAGAACUCGUUUGCAGGUAUCGAUGAGGUGGCACUGGACUUUGAGAACCAGGACAUUGUUUGGCUCAAGUACAAGUCAGAGCCACAGAAGCGCAAGAUCAUCUGUCGCGAGGGCGAGGGCAAGAUGUUGUUUGAGGUGUUAACAGAGGCCAUUCACAAGUAUCUCAAACUGAUCGAUAGUCAAGAAGGUGACCUCAAGUUAGCCGCAGAGGAGUCCUCCUCAGCCUAUGUAUAA
Molecule: messenger RNA, 2694 nt
Organism: Acytostelium subglobosum LB1
Lineage: Eukaryota; Evosea; Eumycetozoa; Acytosteliales; Acytosteliaceae
Exons: 4
Coding region: 1-2694 (897 amino acids)
Biological process (GO): regulation of GTPase activity
Source: RefSeq, a predicted model, not a curated record